Aspergillus homomorphus CBS 101889 is the source of this 3072-nucleotide messenger RNA. RefSeq names its product WD40 repeat domain-containing protein. Bases 25 to 3072 code for a protein of 1015 amino acids. NCBI's taxonomy places the organism in Eukaryota, Fungi, Ascomycota, Eurotiomycetes, Eurotiales, Aspergillaceae. The transcript has 4 exons. Gene Ontology annotation, molecular function: protein binding. The record is from RefSeq and is a predicted model, not a curated record.
CAGGUAUCGAGAUUUGCUAUAACGAUGGGCUCCGUUCAGUACCAAGGCAACAAUUUGGGAUUCUGGGUAGGGAUAAAUCAUGGCGACAUUCACGCCGCCUCAGAGGGUCUUCCUAUCGCAGACGGAGCGACCUAUGAUGCCUACGCGAACGAACAUCUAGGGUGCCUCGACGGAACGAGAACCGAAAUCCUGGACCGAAUCGAGAAGUGGGCAGUGUCGACCCAGGGAGAAUGCAUAUUCUGGCUAAAUGGCGGAGCGGGUACCGGGAAAUCCUGCAUUGCCUUCGAAGCUGCAAAAAGGCUUGACAAGGAAAAACUUCUCGGGGCAAGUUUCUUCUUCAAGCGCGGUGGUGGUGAUAGAGGGCACGCGAAGCGACUAUUUCCCACUAUUGCGCGACAGCUGAAGCGGCACGUCCCUCCGUUGAAACCACUGGUAAUAACAGCAAUUAAAGAGAACCCUGGUAUAGUGGAGAAGUCCCUGAGGGAACAGUGGGACAAACUGAUACUCCAGCCCGUGCUUGCAUUGGGUCUCGAUCGCGCCAGCACCAUGAUUGUCGUGAUCGAUGCAUUGGAUGAGUGUGACUCUGAACCACACAGAGACGACAUCAGAACUAUCCUGCAACUGCUAUCACAGGCGCAGAAGUCGAAUCGCCUGCUGCUACGAUUUCUUCUGACGAGUAGGCCGGAACACACAAUUCGACUGGUGUUCGACAAAAUGUCAGAUGGCCUAGUGAGUCUGGAUCUCAACAAUGAUGUCCGCGAGGAGCAGAUUGACCGUGAUAUUUCCAUUUUCUUGGAGCUAACUUUCACGAGAAUUCGUGAGGACAAUGACUUAGAUCUCUGCUGGCCGGGAGACAAGGCCUUGGAGAGACUUCUUCACCGAACAAAGCCGCUGUUUAUUGCUGCUGUCACUUUGUGUCGGUUCAUAGAGGAGGCAAGAUGGGAGUCUGAGGAACGCCUUGAGGAGGUUCUUGCAGACCAGACUGACUAUGUGUCCAAAAUGGCCGAAGUCUACUUACCAGUUCUCAGGCAGCUCUUUAAAGGGCAGAGCAAGAUAGAGAUCAAAAAGCUUGUCCAAGAGUUCAGGGAAAUUGUUGGAACUAUUGUGUCACUCGUGGAGCCACUCUCACCUAGUGCACUCGCUGAAAUCUUAGGUCACAAAGUCGCCAAGAUUCGGACGAGACUGAGUGGACUCUAUUCAGUCCUCGAUGUUCCCACCGACCACGCACAACCAGUGAGACCCUUACACAUUUCGUUUCGCGAUUACCUUUUAGAUGAGGAGACUAGAGAGACAGCAAGCAGUGAGCGGUUUUGGAUAGACGAAAAGCAAACUAACCAAUGUCUCUCACUUCAAUGCCUGCGUAUUAUGAAUGCUGCGCUUCGGCAGAAUAUGUAUGACUUGCCAGGCGACAGCAUAUAUCGACGGGAACUUGAUAUCACUAUUAUUCAAAACCAUUUACCUCCGGAGCUAAACUACGCAUGUCGCUAUUGGAUACAUCACUUAGCACGAAGCCAAAAUCCCAAUGAUUUACUGGAGAAUACUUUCGCAUUUCUGCAAGUGCAUUUUCUUCAUUGGUUAGAGACAUUGGGUGUCCAAGGUCUUAUAUAUGAGGUCGUGGGAAUGCUUGAUUCAUUACAGUCCCUUUAUAAGAACGAACAAAGCAAGGCAGUCCAAGAAUUUCUCGGCGAUGCGCGGCGCUUUGUUCUACGAAACAUACAACUACUCGAUCUUACACCCUUGCAGAUUUACUCUUCGGGCCUUAUCUUCACUCCAGAAAAUUCAGUUAUUCGAACAGAAUUUUCCAAGAAUAUCCCCAGUUGGUUGGUCGUGAAGCCAGAAGUUGAUAAAUACUGGAGCUCUAGAAUACAAAUGAUUGAGGUAGCGGAACCGAGCUUCAUUAGUUCAGUCGCAUUUUCACCCCAAGCUAGGGUACUGGCAUCCGGAUAUGCGUGUGGGAAAAUCGAUUUCUGGGACCUCUCAAAUGGCCAAUAUCAGUACGCUAUCCAAACACCCUCUUCAUCAUCCGUCCUUAUCGUUUUUUCGCCUGACGGUGGAAAAUUGGCGUCUGGUUCCAUGUCUGGUGAAAUCGAACUUUGGGACUUCAAAACCGAGAGUUAUGUGGUAUUCGCGGACCAUUUAAAUUUGAUAUGCAGCAUUUCAUUCUCCUCUGAUGGCUUACUUCUUGCAUCGGCCUCCAUAGAUGGAGAUACUCGGCCUCGAAUGCACCGUGUCGGUCACUUGACGCGGGUUACGUCUCUUACAUACUCUCCCGAGAGGAACUUGUUGGCAUCCAGCUCAGAUGACAAUACCAUCAAGCUCUGGAAUGGCAAGACAGGAGGUCACUAUCGGGAUGUAGGAGCUCACCCAGCAGAAGUCCACAAGCUAGCCUUUUCGCCGUGUGGUCAUCGACUGGCAUCUGCAUCUCAAGAUGGAAGUGUUAAGCUCUGGGAUUUACGAACAAAUCAACUGAGUCUUACAUGGAGGCAUGAGUCCAAUGCGCCGGGGGAUCUGACCAUAUUGGAGGACUUGACAUUCUCGCCAGACAGGAGACUCCUAGCCUCGAGCUUCUCUGAUGGCUCGCUUAUCAUUUGGGACCUCGCGACUUACCAGCCUAAACAUUACAGCCGGCUUGGGUCCGGCUCAGGAAACCCUAUCACCUUCUCACCCGACGGACAGCUAGUCCUGGCCGACUCACCGAGCUCACUUCGAUUCUGGGAUCCCUACACGGGCCACUGGAGUGACGCCAUCCAGCGCUUUCCAGAACAUCUCAGCUCCAUUUCCUUCUCUCCCGAUGGCCGCAAGAUGGCACUCGACUUUCACCCCGCUUUCAUCGAAAUCUGUGAUGCUGAUGAAGCGCAAUCAACCAGGAGACUUUUCCGCCAUGAAUAUGCGAUCUGGGCUGACAAAGACAAUUUGAUUUCCAUCUAUGAAGAGCAAUGGGUCUGUGUCAACGGAAUAAAAAUCCUAUGGCUGCCCGCCAAAUAUCGUCCUUCCUGCAUUGCAUGGAAAGCAGGCAUUUUGGCCCUUGGUCUCUACUCAGGAAAGAUAGUCUUCAUGUCGUUGCCCGUAUAG